Messenger RNA from Phalaenopsis equestris, 1012 nucleotides. RefSeq names its product glucan endo-1,3-beta-glucosidase-like. Gene Ontology annotation, cellular component: plasma membrane. The record is from RefSeq and is a predicted model, not a curated record. Lineage: Eukaryota; Viridiplantae; Streptophyta; Magnoliopsida; Asparagales; Orchidaceae. Gene Ontology annotation, biological process: carbohydrate metabolic process. Gene Ontology annotation, molecular function: hydrolase activity, hydrolyzing O-glycosyl compounds. Bases 5 to 1012 code for a protein of 335 amino acids. The transcript has 2 exons.
AGCAAUGGCCCCAAACAAUAGUUUCAUCUCUAUUGCGGCCAUUGGAUUGCUUCUUAGCUUCUUCAACGCAGAUGUGGAAUCCAUUGGCGUGUGCUAUGGAAGACUGGGGAAUAAUCUCCCUCCACCAAAUGAAGUCGUCAGUCUCUACAUAUCAAAUAAUAUAGGAGGGAUUCGACUCUACGAUUACAAUCAAGAUGUCUUCCAAGCCCUCAAAGGCACAAACAUCACCGUCAUCGUCGACAUCCCCGAUCCCUCGGCUUUCUCGUAUGAUCCCUCAGCCGCUUAUUCAUGGGUUCAGAACAACAUUCAAGCCUUCCAAGACGUUAACUUUCGUUACAUAGCGGUUGGUAACGAGCUCAUCCCAGGCUCUGCAGCGCAAAACAUCCUCCCUGCAAUGCAGAAUCUGCAUAACGCCUUGCAGUCCGUCGGACUUCAUGAUGUGAUCAAAGUGUCGACGUCGGUCUCCACCGGCGUCUUUGGCAACUCAUACCCUCCCUCGAAGGGCUCCUUCUCCUCAGACGCCCUGGUCAGUCUCCAACCAAUCAUUAACUUCCUUGCUGCCAAUGGUGCCCCACUCCUCGUCAAUGCAUACCCAUACUACAGCUACCUCGGUGACACAGAACAUAUCUCCCUUGACUACGCGCUUUUCACUUCACCCGGAACGGUGUUUUUUGACGGGCAACUGCAGUAUCAAAAUUUGUUUGAUGCGAUCAUCGACGCAAUCUACACGGCGCUUGAGAAGGUGGGAGGCCACAACGUGACCGUUGUCGUGUCGGAGAGUGGUUGGCCAUCGGACGGGGGGGUUACUGUGGCCACCCAACAGAAUGCGCAGACCUAUAUUUCCAACUUGAUACAACAUGUUGGGCGGGGAACCCCCAAAAGACCAGGAAAUUAUAUUGACACGUAUUUAUUUGCUAUGUUUGAUGAGAACCUCAAACAACCACAAGGGACUGAAAAUCAUUUUGGGCUAUUCAGUCCUGGCAAACAACCCAAAUAUUCUCUUAGCUUUUAA